Saccoglossus kowalevskii is the source of this 1632-nucleotide messenger RNA. Its product is annotated as cilia- and flagella-associated protein 337-like. The record is from RefSeq and is a predicted model, not a curated record. Gene Ontology annotation, molecular function: protein binding; calcium ion binding. Lineage: Eukaryota; Metazoa; Hemichordata; Enteropneusta; Harrimaniidae.
AUGACGACUACAGUUGGAUCGAAGCAGAUAGAAAUGCGGAAACGCAGCGAGACAAGUGCAAUGUGGAUUGGAUUGGUGAGAGGGGUUGUCGGUCCGCUCAUAAGGAUGAGAAUGGCCAGUAUGCGAACUAGUAUGGCGGCUGGUAUAGACCCUGAACCACAAUUAGAUCGAAGGAGAAGAAAAAAUAGUUUCUCUGAUGAUGAUGCUGCACAGAUUCAGAAUUUCCAAGACCAGAACAUCCGAUUUGAAGAACACAUUAAUCUUCAUCAUCUUGAGACAUUAAUGCAAAAGUUUGCUGAACACAGACCAAAAAAUGACAUGUCAGGACAAGUGGGCAGACAUGAUCACAGAAUUGCUGGUAAGGCUGAGAAACGAGAACCUGGCAACAUGACGCUAGAAGAAUUUAAAGAGACCAUUGCUAGUAUGCUUGGUACUGAUGCCUGGGAUGAUCAGAUGGAAUCUCUCUUUGCUAAGCAAGAAUGUACCAUCAGAAUACUGGCAACUGACAAUCCAAUACGAUAUGUAAACUUAAGCAAGGAAGGAAUGUUAGGUGUUUUUGAUGUUGGUCUUCACCUUGAACGUCACUAUGAAGUCAAGACAGAUAACGAUGAUCCUAGGGGGUCAAAACGUCGUUUCAAAACCUGGUACACAGAUGCUGUAUACAUGGCUAAUGUGAACAAGCUGGCAUUGUCAUCCACCAGUAGAGAUAUCAGAUUCUGGGAUGUCUCAACAAAUUUGUAUUUUGAAGAAUUUCAGAUAUUUGCUUUAACAGAUGUGCCUACAUGUUUGGACUACUGGUACGAUAAAAAGAGUCCUAGCAGCAAGUCAUUGUUAGUGUUUGGUGAUGACAUGGGAAGCAUUCAUUUAUUUUAUUUUUCAAAACCACAGAAUAGUUUAUUUGCACAACAAUUUACAAAUGCUGAGGGAGUUAAAAAGAUUUGGAUGCAGGAUCUACCUCACCAUAGCCGGUUCCUUCGCCAUGUCGUUCUUAGUAAUGUACAUACUGAAAUGUUAAGAAAAGUCAAGUAUUUACCAGACAAUGACUUUAUAUUAUCAUCCAGUGGAAGCAGUACAACCUCUUUAGUUAUGCUAGAUGUGCAGGGUAAGAAGAAAACAUACACAUUUAAAAUGAGUAAGGGUGUGGAGUGUUUUGAUUACAAUAAACAUCUGAAUAUCAUAGCUACGGGUAAUGUUGAUCAUUACGUACGACUCUGGAAUCCUUAUGUGACCGAGAAACCAGUUGCUAUAUUACGAGGUCACCAGAUGGCAGUGGCUGACAUUGUCAUUCAUGAGGAACUUGAGAUGGUGUACAGUUAUUGCAAAGAUGCUAUUGUAAAAGUAUGGGAUAUCAAGGAACACACGUGUUUGCAGACUGUCACUAUUAAAUUCCCCUGCAUUCAGAAUGCAAGGAUGCCAGAGUUUGGACCGUUCUCUUUACAUUUACAACCCAUGCCAGUAAACAGUCUUAUUGUCUGCUGUGGCGAUUACAUCUCUAGUCUGAAAAUGGGUAAAGCAGAACCAAAGAAAACAAAACAAGCCACAACACAUGCUACUCAACUAUGCUGCGCUUUGUACAAUUCACAUUUUAAGCAGGUUGUAACAGGGGCUGAUGAUUCCUCCAUAGCUGUAUGA